AUGGAAUCAAUCAAACAACGUCUGCAUUCAACUCGUCUAGAAUCUGCUCACAUGUGGAAAGAAUUGACUCGUUUGAUUAAGACAGACAACGAACUACUGUUUGUCACUGGUUUGGCAUUACGAAUGACAUCAUCCAUUCUUGUUUCUCUUCUUCAUCAAGUCUGGUUAAAUGAAGAAGAACAAAGACAUAACAAAUCAUUCGAUUCAGUAAAGAGGCAAAAAGCUGAACGAUCCGCAGAUGCAUUCCUAACACCAGAACAAUGUAUCCUGUUAGGUGGCUUAUUGGUGAAUUGGAUUAUUGAGCAGCAACUUCAACGAACGAUCCAUCGUGCUGAUCAAGGACGACAGGAAGAUUUCGAGAAAGAAGUGUCCAACAUUCCACAUUUGAAUUGGAUUCCCUCGGAACAUGAUUCAUGGUUGAUUUUAGAAUUAGAAAUGAACAUUACCAUUCGAGAAAUUCAAGUCGAUGUCGCGCGUCAUAUGAUCGAUCCGAGUCAAUCGGAUGGUAAAGAUAGUCAAGUGAAAAACAUCGUCAUGCAAAUGAACAUGGGCGAAGGAAAAACAUCGGCCAUCGUACCUAUGUUAGCACUCAAUCUCUGCUCAUCGACAUCUAGUUUAGUUCGUAUCAUUGUUUUGAAAUCCUUACUAAUCAUGAAUUAUCAAUCAUUGAGACCAAAAUUAGGUGGUCUUCUCAAUCGACGAAUUUCCCUCUUUGUCUGCCGUCGUGAUAUGAAUUUAAAUGCAUUACAAAUCGAUCAAAUGUUUCAACGUCUUCAAUAA
This is a messenger RNA of Rotaria sp. Silwood2, 780 nucleotides long. The record is from the annotation of a GenBank genome assembly. Lineage: Eukaryota; Metazoa; Rotifera; Eurotatoria; Philodinida; Philodinidae.